Messenger RNA from Cercospora beticola, 1860 nucleotides. RefSeq lists its product as uncharacterized. The record is from RefSeq and is a predicted model, not a curated record. Gene Ontology annotation, biological process: carbohydrate transport; transmembrane transport. Gene Ontology annotation, cellular component: membrane. Lineage: Eukaryota; Fungi; Ascomycota; Dothideomycetes; Mycosphaerellales; Mycosphaerellaceae. Gene Ontology annotation, molecular function: carbohydrate:proton symporter activity.
UAGGUCAUAGGGCGAUUCUGUCGAGACUGAGCCGCUUUUGUCACGAAACAACAUGGCCGACCACGAUGCAGAACAUGCCACAAGCAUCAAAGGCGGCAUCAGGAUAGGUGCUGUGGCAGGCGACGAGGCACGUCAAGCGAUCGAGUACGAGCAGAAUCUCCCCUUCACCGAAACUCUAAAACUAUAUCCGAAGGCGAUAGGCUGGAGUGUUUUCUUCUCCCUUGGGAUCCUCAUGACAGCCUUCGAUCCACAACUGCUCGGAAACCUCUACGCAACUCCAGCCUUCCAACGUGACUUCGGCUACCUCUACGAAGGCAGCUACAUAAUUUCCGCACCCUGGCAGACCGGCCUCUCGAUGGGCAAUCCCAUAGGACAAGUCGUUGGAGCCUUCUCCGCCGCAUACCCGCUUGAAUGGUAUGGUCGUAAACGCACCUUUGGUGUUUGCGUGAUCCUCACUGCGGCAUUCAUCUUCAUACAAUUCUUUGCUCGUUCGCUUCCGGUUCUGCUAGUGGGUGAACUGCUAGGCGGACUGAUCCUGGGAACAUACGCGGUCAUUGCUCCAGCUUAUGCAUCAGAGGUCUGUCCAGUGGCGCUGAGAGGUCUCUUGACGAGUUAUGUCAAUUUGUGCUUCGUCAUGGGACAACUGAUCGCGAAUGGAGUGAUCGCAGGAACAAGCCAGUUAGACUCGCACUGGGCAUAUUCAGCACCUUUCGCUGCUCAAUGGGUAUGGCCUGCUGUCAUUCUGAUAGGCUGGCCUUUGGCUCCGGAGAGUCCGUGGUGGCUCGUAAGAAAGAAUCGUAUCGCGGAAGCAGAACAAGCUUUGAAGCGGCUAGCGAGCGACAAGGUUGAUGUCCGACCUACCUUGGCGAUGAUCAUCGAGACCGAUAGACUCGAGCUGGAAAUGGAAGCUGGGAGCACAUAUCGGGACUGCUUCAAGAAGAUCAAUCUACGCAGAACAGAAAUCGCGAUCGGAGUCUACAGCAUCCAAGUAAUUUCCGGAGUUUAUCUCGUUGGGUAUGCGACAUACUUCUUCGAGCUGGCGGGACUGCCAACAAGAGACGCGUUCGGCAUGAGCUGUGGGUUUCUGGCGCUGGGAUUCCUCGGUACACUGUUCUCCUGGUUCCUGCUCUUGCGCUUCGGGAGACGGCAGAUUUACAACCUCGGGCUGCUUCUCCUGGUCGUUCUUAUGAUUCUCAUUGGCAUACUGGAUUGCAUUCCUGGAUAUGAGGAGAACAAGCCUCUUAUAUGGGCACAGUCGAGCCUCAUGCUGGUAUGGAACUUUUGCUACGACUUCUCUGUCGGCCCCGUGUGCUUCGUCAUUCUCUGUGAAGUCUCCGCAACGAAAGUACGCAGUAAGACGAUCGCUGUCGCCACAGCUACACAAGCUCUUCUCGCGAUCGGGAUGACGGUGGCCAUACCCUACAUGCUGAAUGCCGAUCAGGCGGACAUGCGCGGCAAGAUCGGAUUCUUCUAUGGAGGUCUUUCGGCUAUCGCGCUUGUCUGGGCGUACUUUCGCAUACCGGAGACGAAGGGAAGGACGUACGAGGAACUUGACAUCAUGUUCUCGAGGGAUGUUCCGACAAGGCAGUUCAAGAAGUAUCGUGUAGAGUAGCGUGGUUCGACACUGCAAUACUGCUACGUCGAGCAUGGGUCUGGUUUUAAAGGUUGAGGGAGAUAUUGGGUGCGCUGGCUCCGCAAUCAAUCCCUGUUGAAGUGAAGGCCCUUGUCAUCAAAGAGCCUCGUUGGCUUUGCGACUGUCAUAUCUUCUCGCUUAUCCAGAUCGCGCCUCGACAGCCACCUCUGAUGACUCCAGUCAAAAGCUCAUAUGGAUUCGCCUCUUUCGCGUCGUUCUCGACUGCA